UUUCAGUAACAACUGUCAUAACACAGACCUAUAUUACAUAUGUUCAGAAACAAGAACACCAAGCAAGUCGCUAACAGUUGCACCAGGACAUAGAAAAAGUCUUUCUGGCUCCGGCCUGGAAAAUCUUACUCCUAACAGACAGAUGUUAUGCUUAUCACGACAAGAAGGUAUAAACAAUAUUUACGACGUUUCACGUUUUAAUAGCAAACUGCCAGAACUCUGUAGUACAAAGAUAAGUUUAGUUCCCUCAUGUUAGUAACACUGGAUCAAUACGAGGUGGCCCUUACUGGAUCUCUAGAGAGAACAGUUUAGGACUAAUAGACUAUCCAGUAUAAAUAAAGUUAGUUUGGCUUAGGUUUCCUCUUGUAGUAACCCUGGAUCAAUAAGAGAUUAUCCUUACUGGAUCUCUAGAGGGAACAGUUUAGAACUAAUAGAAUUAUCCAGUAUUUAUAAAGUUAGUUGAGUGCAGAUUUCCUCGUGUAGUAAUACUGGAUCAAUGCGAGGUGGCCCACUGGCCCUUACUGCGCCUCUGGGGAAAACAGUUUAGAACUGACAGAACCAUUCAGCGUUUAAAUAAAGUUUUUUUCAGGAGGCGUUUGGGUUCCUCCUGCAGUAACACUGGUGCCUGCCACUACUCUGCUACUGUACGUGCAUGAGUACUUCUAGUUCAGAGAGAACAGUUUAGAACUAAAGGAGCUAUCCAAUAGAAAUAAAAGUAGUUUAGUAACUUGGCUCUCAAGUCUUAAUAUAUCGAUCAGUGAACCUUCUGACAAAAUGUUCGAUGAAUUUGGGUCGGAUAUAUGUAUUGUGAUGUCCGAUGACUUUGAGUUCAGUUUGACUUUGAAAUAAGAAUAAGACCCAAAUUAAUGUCAGCACAAUUUGGAAAAGUCAUUUGAAUCUUGACAAUGAAUUUCCGAACCCCACGGUGAAAACCCUGCACUUGAUUACACAUUUCCAGUUAACGUUUUAACAUAAGGACUAGGGUACAUUUUGUCAUUUUGAUUUACUUUGGACAAAGGUACAGUUGGGUCGGACACCAAUUCACUCAGGUUAGACGAACAAUACACCUCAAUUUCACUUAGUUGGGAUAAUUUCACGAAUGGUCGAGCGAUAUUUUAAGGCCUGGAUUCUUACAUUUCUCAUUUUGUUUUUUAGGGAAAGCAUACAAGGAAACAAAACAUGCUCUGCAUUCAUCGAUUCCAUCGAAUCUUCUCUGCCGAGAAAUUGAAACAAAACAGAUUGAGACAUUCCUAAAGGCUCACCUUCUUCGUCGGAAGGCUGGCAGUCUGUACAUCUCGGGAGCUCCGGGCACGGGAAAAACCGCUUGUCUGACGCACAUACUAGAAACUUUACAGGUAUUGAAAUUUUACAGGUGUUGAAACAAUCACUAUUUCAUACCAGAAAAUUCACAGGUAUUGAAACAGUCACUAUGGCUACAGACCUUGCCUAGAAGCGUGGCGUAUACAUAUGAGUAAUCAUGCUUUGAAUAGGGAUGACGGUACCUACAGGCUACAGUAUUUGCCAGAGGAGUACAUGCAUCUUGUUGGAAGAUGUCAUCAAUUGGGUAUAUAAGAAGCCACAUUGCAACUUGAGGUCACCCCUGAUGAAGACACUAGACUGGAAUGUCAAAACAUUGUGUCUUGAUUACAAUUUGACUGGACUUUAUAUUCAUUUACAUAAACCAGAGUAGCAAGCGAAAACAUGGUUGAUAUACCAUGGUUGAUAUACCGUAAAAAGGUUUAAUCUGUUCUGCCUUUACCUCGUAGUUCAGUUGGUAGAGUAUUGGACUAGCAAACUAAAGGUUACGAGAUCGAUUCCAAACGCGGUCAAGCAACGAUUUCAGCUUGCCCGGGGGACACACACUCGGAGACGACAUUGACAAACGUUGUAAAUAUGUUCAAAAACUCCUAUAAAACUACGAAUGUGGACCUCACAUGUCUGACCUCACAAUUAAAAAAAAAGAAACUUAAAUUUAUAAAUACUAAACUUUAAUGUGGGUUAUACAAAAAACGGUCUAUUUAGAAAGAUUGAAUACAAUAAUACUAGGUUGAAUAUAAUAAUAUACGUCCUUUAACGAUGUAUUUUUUCUCUCAAUUCAGAAAGACGGAGUCGAAUGCCAUGUCCAGUUUAUUAAUUGUAUGACCCUAAGCGCAUCGCAUCGUAUAUACUCCAAAAUUGCUGAAGAAUUAAUGGGCUGGGAUAAACUGACCAACAAUGAAGCUCAGAAAUUUUUAGAAAAGAAAUUUACGACCAAAGGAUCACCAAUGUGAGUAGCAGUUUUUCAAGUGAUAUUCGCUUGGUUUUCUAUAGUCAACGCCACCAUCAUCAAUAUCACCAUCAUCACUACCAAUAUAUCAUUACCACUCAUCAUCAUCACCAUCAUAAUCAUCAAAUCAACACUAUAAUCUUCAUCACUAUCAUAAUCAUCACUAUAAUCAUCAUCACUAUAAUCACUAUCAUUAUCAUCACUAUCAUUAUCAUCACUAUCAUUAUCAUCACUAUCAUCAUUAACACUAUAAUCAUCAUCACUGUCAUCAUCAUUAUCAUCAUCAUCACUAAUCAUCAUCACUAUCGUAAUCAUUACUAUAAUCAUCAUCACUAUAAUCACUAUCGUCAUUAUCACUAUCAUCAUUAUCACUAUCAUCACCAUAUUCAUCAUCACCAUAUUCAUCAUCACUUUAUUCAUCAUCAUAAUCAUUGACACUAUAAUCAUCAUCACUAUCAUCAUCACUGUAAUCAUCAUCACUAUCGUAAUCAUCACUAUCAUCAUCAUAACUAUCAUCACGAAUGUACAUCUUAUUCACAGGGUCCUGGUCUUGGAUGAAAUUGAUCAACUUGAAAGCAAAAAUCAAGGUGUCCUUUACACAAUGUUCGAAUGGCCUUCGCUUCCUUCAUCUCGAUUAAUUCUUAUUGGUACGUCCAGUAUUAUCAAAUAUGAUCUUGGGGUUUUCUUCGCAUCUGGUUUGCAGCCAUGGUGUCAAAACUGGUCGUCCAAAAAGUGGUCGUGAUAAAAAAAAAACAUGGCGCUUGAAAUCAGUUGUCAUAUGCUCAUAAUUCAGUGUUUUUUCGACAAAUCGAAUCGUAUCUGCAAAACAGCAGUUGACAACUUUUGAAGUAUUUAAAAAAAAAACAUCGCAAAGAUUACGAGUUACUAUUUAAAGAGAACAUUUUCUAGGCCAUCUAAAUUCAAAAGUGGCCAUUCAUAGGACGAUUGGACGGCCAUCUGCUAAAUGCCUGCCCCGCAUAUUCUGGCUAUUCUGCAGUAACAGACAAAUUGGGGGGUGGUCCUCACUGGACUUUAGAGAGAAAUGUUAGAGGUAUCCUCGUGCUAUAAACGAAAGGUGUAACAAUAUGUUUUGAUCAUUUUAGGAAUCGCCAAUGCCUUGGAUUUGACUGACAGAGUACUACCAAGACUGCAAUUGAGACCAGAAUGUAAGUUGAUUUUUUGAAGUGUUGUUCACAUCAUAACUAUACCCCCCCAAAAGCUCAGAGUCCACAAACAUACAAAAGCUUGUUUUUAAAUUUGUAUAUCUUUGCUAAUUUUCCAGGUAAACCGAAGUUGCUGCAUUUUUCACCGUACUCCAAAGACCAAAUUGUUAAGAUUCUUACGGCAAGAUUGAGCGAGGUAUGUUACACGACAUGUUUACCUGGACUCUUGCUUAAACCUGGCAUAGAUGACUAGUCAACACUAAAAAUAAGGCUAAAAUAGUCAAAUUUAAAAGUUAUUUUGAGUCGCACACCAGUCUGAGUAUGACUUCGGAGUCUAUUCACGUCUUCAGGCAGUGGAGAAGAUAUCCAUGAUUUGGUUGGAAAAUGUUUGAUGUCCACAGGGGCGUGGCUAGAGGGUUGUGUGUGGGGUAUGUGUAACACCAUUCAUCACGGACUCGGCAAAUGUUUGCUAGACUCGGCAAAUUGGUUUCGGAUUUAUCGGCAAUUUGUUUUCGUAGUCUGCGAAAAUUUUUGAGUGGUUCGGGAUAAAGCGUAAUAGUUAUAGCAAACAUUUCCCUAAAUUUACGAAAAUUACGGGAAAAAGUUAAGAAAUUACGAUACAUUAAUUAAUGGAAGUUUUUGAAAAAUGAUAUGUCCGGGAAAAUUUUGGACCUUCCUCCUUCCUCCUUCCCCUGGAUGCCCGACAAUUAUUUCCGGCUCUGAAACACAAUACAUUUUCGAAAGGUUUGCCAUGCCUCUACAGGCAUGUAUCGAAAUUAUAACCAGGUAACUAAAACCAUUCAUUGCCGUGAAUACUUCCAAAAAGACAGCAUUUUGUACUACUAAAUAGUAACGACCUGCUAUUGUUUCGUGUAGGUCGAAGGCUCCAGUGUCGUGGAUAUAAGCGCAGUUCAGUUCUGUGCUCGUAAGAUCGCCGCAGUAUCGGGUGACAUGCGCAAAGCUCUCGAUAUCUGCCGGAGAGCCGUUGAAGUCGUCGAGACGGAUGCGAAAAGACAACAGGUCUUAAAACCUAUCGAUCCCAGUAAGUAGUUUUAUUAUUAAUUUUAAAUUCAUGGUUUCUGAUUGGCUGGCUAACAGCCAACUGUGAAAUCGUCAUCUCAUCUCAGUAGCUGACCAAGUUUGCAGUUUUGGUUAUCGUUCCAGGGUGAGGUUUAAGGUUAGUGUUAGAGUGUAUAUAUGUAUAUUUCAGAACCAUCCUCGGAGAUACGAAAAACUAGUUUCAUAUUAAUCUGACACUGCAAUCGAGCAACGAAAAAUUCGUUGGCUCGAGCGGGAUUUGAACUCCCAUCAUCGGGUAUCUAGACCGCCGCUCUAUACCUAUUGAGCUAUCGAGUCAACAGGGAUUGGUAGCGAGUCUUAUCCAAUUUAAGUGCACGAAAUAUUUUCGUGAUAUAUACGGAGGUAUCCAGUUGACUUUUCAGUACCCUAUAAUAUCCAUUACAUAACGUUUACUAUAUUGGUGCGCCAAACAUGGGUACAUCCUCGGGUAGAAGAAUUUGCAUCACAGACUACGUCAUCAGUUAGUUAUAGCGAUUAGUUUUGAGGUUAGGGUAAGGGUUAGGGUUAGGGUGAGGGUUAGGGUAAGGAUUAGGCUUAGAGAUAGGGAUUUGGUUAUAUCUGACGCCACAAACAACACAACUAGCCGAUCACGUGAUCACUUCUCCUCUACCCGAGGAACUACCCCGAAACAUGGAACGCCCGCAGUUUUGACAUAAUAUUCAACCGGGUGACGUCAUAACGUUGAUAUGAAAGAUUUUCUGCAAAUUGGCACCGAAAUUACUUUAUUAUUCAGUCGAAUAGCACUCAUUUCUCUUCCAUUAUUGACCAUUCUGCCACAAUCUGUGUUCAGGUCUCUCGCCAAAGAAAUCUGGAGUGAAGAAAGUAACGAUCGCACAUGUUUCUAAAGUGAUAUCAGAGGUGUACGGUUCUCGCAUUGUGAACUCCUGUGGCGGAGAGCAACCCACCAUACCUCUACAACAGAAACUCUUGAUCUGUACCAUAUUACUGAUGCAGAAAGAAAGUAAACUACGCGAGAUUCCAGUUGGACAGGUAAGCAUUUACUAAGCAAACCAUUUGAGAUUCAGGCUCUAUGACGUUCAAUAUUGUUCAAUAUCAUGUUCAAAAAGACCAUGUGGGAUAAAGCCUUCAUAUCGUCAAACCCGCUUGACCAAGAUCCCACAUGUAAAAACGCACAAGUUGUAGCAAACCUGCAGCAGACUUGUAGCAGUGCUGUUCCAAACAACUUGUCAACUGGGUGUGUUCGCAUUGCUUGUUCCCAGCUUGUUGACAAGUUGUCAGCGACUUGUUGACAACUUGCUACAAGGUUGUUGAACUCAACAGACUUGUUACAAGUUGUUCCGAUAACUUGUUAUCGUCCUGCAAUUCAACAAGUUGUGAGUGGCAACCGUGUAACAACGUGAUAAAGUAACGGCAUUGUCACAACUUGUUGACAACCUUGCUAUAAGCCUGUUGCGAACACAUCUUGUUGACAAGUUGUUACUCAGAUCUGGGAACAAGUUGUGUUCGCACUGCUUGUUCCCAGUUGUUGUAACAAGUUGUAACAAGCUUGAUGGCAUUAUCAGACUUGUUACAAGGUUGUUCUAACAAGUCUGAUACAGUCGUGAUAUAACAAGAACGUUACAAGCUUGAUUUGUGGUUCAACGAAAUCGCAAAAAUUUUGUUAGAGAUCCUGUUAAGUCGAAAUGCCGUAGCCACGUCAGUAAAGUUUAAUUGUAUUGAAAUUAACACGCACCAAGUAAAGAAAUGCCCUCUCCCUUCCCUCCUUGUGUCAAAUGUCUGUCACAUCACAAAUAAGGUGACUGAACUAUCUGCUGUUAUCUCCAAUAACAAAUCAACAAUAAAUUUGAUAGUAGAAUCAUGGUUAACAGACGACGUUCCCAAUAGCUUUAUAAAUAUUGGCGACAACUAUCUUAUUUUUCGUCUUGAUCGACCAACACCCGGGGGUGGAGUUUUAGCGUACAUCGAUAAAUCGGUACCAGUAUCUCGUCUGCCAAAUCUUGAAGAAGCUGGAAAAGAGGUACUUUGGCUGCUCCUUAAACCCCACCGCUCACCGAGACCCUUUAGUGCUAUCAUUGUGGUCACCGUUUAUUAUCCACCGGGGCAGUCUGUUGAGAAAGAACAUGAAAUGAUAAGCUCCUCACAGAUGGUCUGGACAAGGUCCUUCAUUCUCGUCCUUCGACAGGAAUAAUUAUCGCUGGGGAUUUUAACAAAUUGAAUUUAAGACGCCUAUGUAACCGCUUUAACCUAAAAAAAAUGGUCUCGACCCCCACAAGAGGUAAUAACAUCCUAGACCAGAUUUUGACCAACAUGGCUGACCUCUAUUUACCUGCCAAACAUCUACCUCCCUUGGGUCGUUCUGACCACCAAUGUUUGCUGUUAUCCCCCCAAAAUGUCAACAAACUUCCCCCUACUUCCAAAAAAGUUAGACUACAUAAACCCGAAAGCAAACAAACAUUGAGUAGAACUGUUGCCCUCCAAAACUGGGACAAUGUUUUAAUGGCAACAGAUGUGGAUGAUAAAGUCGAAGCAUUUAAUAGAACGAUACUCUCUUUGCUAGACAAGGCUAUGCCAGAAGUGACAAUCCGAAUGCAUACAUCAGAUAAACCUUGGAUUACCCCAAAAAUAAAGGCACAGAUUAAAGCUAGGCAAAAGGCUUACUGCCGUGGUGAUAAACCCAAGUACGACCAAUUAUGUAAAAAGGUCUCAAAGUUAAUUCGGAAUGCAAAACAAUCUUUUUAUCAUACCGAAGGGAGAGAUCUUCUCCAAAAAGAUCCUGCAAAAUGGUAUAAAACUGUCUAUACUCUUUUGGGUGCUGAAACGAAUCAUAACUCUUUACAAACUCCAUCUAAUGAAGAUCUGUCAAAGGUUGCUGAAAACCUACAAACUGCUUUUACAAACCCAUGGAAAGAUAUCAAUGUUGACCUCCCGGACAUAAAUGAAGUUAAUCACUUACUUAAGGAUACGUCACCACCCGCUACCUUCCUUAGGGCAAGUACGUUCCUGCCUAAAGCACCUUAACCCAAAGAAAGCAACAGGGAUAGAUAAAAUCCCUGCCUGGUUUUUAAAGCACUACUGUGAUGAUCUUACGCCAGCGAUACAUAGUAUCAUAACAGGCAGCAUUACCCAAUCCAAGUAUCCUACUGUGUACAAGCAUGCAAUUGUAACUCCGGUACCAAAGAUACAUCAACCCAAAGAUAUGAACAACGAUUUCAGGCAAAUUUCUGUGCUUCCUCAUCUAGCUAAAAUGAUAGAGAAAAUCCAGUUGGAACUCAACUCUCAUGAUUUGGCAAUAAAGGACAACCAACAUGCUUUCGUUAAAAAUCGAUCUACUGUUUCAGCCCUGAUCUCGAUGACCCAGAAGUGGUUUGAUGUAACAGAUAACUCCAAUAUUGGAAGAAAAGGGGUCCAUACUACGUUUUUGGACUUCAAAAAAGCUUUCGACCUUGUCGACCAUAGAAUUCUAUUAAUAAAAUUAGCGGAAAUGAAUGUAUCGAAGGCCUUCUGGUCGUGGGUGAAGUGUUUCCUUACAGAGCGGACUCAACAUGUGAAUUUACAUGGUGUUAUAUCCUCAAGCGCCCCCUGUCCAGCUGGAGUCCCGCAAGGCUCCGUUAUUUCCCAACACUGUUCAAUAUUCAUAUUAAUGAUUUGGAAAACACGUUAACAAACAACUUUACAAACACGCACAAGUAUGCAGACGACUGCACUCUUGAUGAGGUCGUUGCAAACGGAGCCCUUUCAAAUAUGCAGGAAUCGACUAAUCAAGUGAUGAAUUGGGCCAAUGAUAAUAAAAUGGUGGUGAAUCCCAAAAAAACUAAGGACAUGUGGAUCAGUUUUUCCCAAUCCUCUCCUGAACCCCCACCUAUACAAACGGAUGGAAUUGAAAUAGAAAGAGUAAACUCCUUCAAACUUCUCGGUGUAUGGGUGCAAAAUGAUUUAAAGUGGAAUACCCAUGUUUGUAAAAUAACAAAAAGAGCAAAUAAGCUAUUAUUCCUUCUCAGAGAGUGUAGGAAAUCCUUCCUACCACCCGAGAUUGGUUUAUUAACAUAUACGUCGAAGAUCCGGCCAAUACUUGAAUACGCCUCUCCAGUCUGGGGUGGAAUCCCUAAAUAUCUUGAAGUAGAAAUUGAACGUGUUCAACAAAGAAGCUUGAGAAUCCUAGGAUUGGAGAAAGAUACCCUCCCUACACUAAAAGAAAGAAGGGACAAGGCAACAUGCAACGAGCUGAAAAGGAUUGUGGAAGUCCCAAACAACCCAUGUAAUCGUUUCCUAUCUGGUAAUAAGAAUCACACUUACGAACUGAGAAGGACCAGAGACAGCACUCCAAGACAGCUCUCAAAAACACACAGGCAUAGUACGUCUUUUAUCCCAAGGACGUGUAGAUUAACCAACUCAUGAAAUUAGAUCAUUGUACAUAUGUAUAUAAAACCUUUUAAACUUUCUAAGUCUUACACUCUCAUAGGUUAUAUAUGUAUUUUAGUAUAAUAUUUUUAACUUGUAAAUCCAUUGUAUUUCUAUAUGCCAAAGAUGGAUAUCUAAUAAUAAAAAUUAAAAAUAAAAAUUUAAAAAAUUAAAAAUUAAAAUUAAACAAAUUUAUAACAAUAUUGUUAUAUCAUGACUGUAUCGGACUUAUUGGAACAACCUUGCAACCUGACAAUAUCAACAAGGUUGUUACAAGUUGUUAACAGUUUGUUCCAAACUAAUUGACAACUUGGGACAAGCAGUGCGAAUACAACUUAUUGACGAUUUGUUAGCAGACUUGCUACGAGAUGUGAGAUCUUUACGUGUGUACUGUAGCUGGGCUCGUAUAUGAACGGGCCCUGGAAAUCGAGGGAUCACAUCCACAGUAAUCCACUAACCAAACUAGUAGAAACUUCUAUAGUAUAUAGUAAAACCUCUGGCUGUUUUUUAUUGCAGCUUCAUGAAACGUACUGCAGUAUCUGUAAGAAACGUCAAGUUUCUCAAAUCAGCCAGGAAGAUUGUUUAUCUUUGUGUAAUUUACUCGAGACCAGAGGAAUUAUAUCUAUGAAAAGAGCGAAGGAAACACGAAUGGCUAAGGUAAGAAAAUGUACACAUUGCUUUCUUUGGUUUCUGAGGAAUGAUAUAAAUAUAGAGAUCUAGCUGCGGUUCGCUUCCGCUUUGGGACAUUCAGAAAUGAAUAUUUCGGCAAGUUGUUUGACUUCAUUCUAACAUACCAUAAGUUACUAAGAAAUUCAGUGUGAUAAUUCGCGUACUUACGUAUACUGGAGGCACGCCAAUAUUGCGGUCUGGUAAUUAUUUAUUUUCAGCCAAGUACUACCUAGGUACUGCAUAAUUGUGCUGGUACCACAUGCAUGACCACCAAACUUUCUAAGGCACGUUUUAUAACGUCGAAUUUUGAUCGCGUCAAAUGCAAUUAAGACAAUAGAUAAUGAGAUUAUUCAAAAUACUUGCGAUAGAUGAACCAGGCGGAAAUCGUAAUCUUAGGAUAAAUAUUAAUGCCCAGCAUAAAACACGUAAAAGAGCCAUAACAAAAAUAUAAUUUAAAAUAUUUAUUUUAAAUUAUAACUCCUCUAAAGGCAGUAAAAGCAGCAAUCCGACCAUGUCUAGUAUCCUUUCCCAUCUUGAUAGCACUGGUCACUCCGCCUCUCUUAAUGAUUUUAAGAUUAUUUCUUGUUGCUCUUCUCCAGACGAACUCCUCAUUCGAGAAAGUCUUCUCAUUAACAAACUCAAACCCUCUCUCAACUUACAGGGCAGCUCGGUCCCUCUACUUCUACUCUGAUUCAUUCCUCUUUCUACUUUUGUAAUAUAAUAUCUUGUAAAUAGUUGUAAUUUAUUCAUAUUUCCGUGUUUUCCGCUUAGUAUGUCCAUAAGACGAAACGUUAGCUUUCAAAUAAAUAUUUUAAAUUAUAAUUUUGUUAUGGCUCUUUACGUGUUUUAUGCUGGGCAUUAAUAUUUAUCCUAAGAUAAUGAGAUGAUAAACUUCAUUAAGCUUCAUUAUCUAUAUUGUUUGAAUUGCAUUCGAUGCGACCGAUUAAGGUAUUCAAAAUCAAGUUUAAGUAGUAUGUUGGAGUGUAUGUCUGUGUAUGCAAUUAUACUCCUCCAUGUUCGAACUAAUUUGGCUUGCAGGUUAUUGAACGAAUACCUUGUAGAAAUACAUAUAAUAUUAUGCCUUCAACAAUUAGUGAGUUAUAUCCUGACUUUUAGAAAACUGUCCUUUAUCUUAAAAGACUAAGUACACCUGGAGACAUAAGUGGCAAUUUUGCAUUGAACGGCAAGACUAGUUUUCAUUAUAUAAAAAAAUCCAUUUGGAUAAAAUCCUAAUCCCAACCAAAGCCUAAACCUUAUGACGUCAUGUCUGCACAGUGUUAUGUGGAAAGUCGCCUUAAUCACAGAUUAAAUGCUCUUAAUCUCUGCCAUGGCUCUUGCUACUUGCUAAACAAUAGACAAUCGAUUCAAAAUUUGAUGUUAGCACUCUAAAUACCAUAAAUGAUAAGAGCGGAUCAAAGGCAAUAAAUGCAAAAAAUUCUGAGGCUUGCUUCCUUGCAAUACACACGCAAACAAAUCUCAUCUUGUAGCAAUUUUGCCAACAAGCUGUCAACAAGUUGUGUUCGUACUAUUUGUCCCAAGUUGUCAACAAGUUUGAAACGAUCUGUUAACAACUUGUAACAACCUUGUUGAUAUUAGCGGACUUGUUGCAAGAUUGUUCCAACAAGUCCGAUGCAGUCGUGAUAUAACAAUAUUGUUGCAACCUAGCUUGUGUCGUCAACCUUGUAACAUUCUUGUCAUAUCAUGACUGUAUCAGACUUGUUAGAACAACCUUGUAACAAAUCUGAUAAUGCCAUCAAGCUUGUUGCAACUUGUGUUAACAGCUUGUUCCAAACUUGUUACAACAACUGGGAACAAGCAUAAAGUGCGAACACAACUUGUCGUAUAGUUUCCAACAAAUAUUUACAUACUGCAUUUUCAACUUUUGCCAGGUUUCAUUAAAGAUAGACGAACGAGAAGUCGAUCAUGCUUUACAAGACAAAAUUUUAAUGACGAGCAUCCUGCAAGGAGGUUUGUCACCUCAUGACCGAUGAUGGAAUGAACAGUUAGGCUUUUAAACGUGUACGAUAUAUUUUAAAUCAAUUUAUUAGAGAUCUAAAUUAUUUUAUAUUUGCUAAUCACUAUCACUUUUUAAAAUAUUUUUGUUUUAAAAAGUCGAGCUUUAUCAUGUUUAAACUUUUUUUGCACGAUAAAAUCGUGAAAUAUAAACUAUUGUGUAAGUUAUUUUUAUGUAAUAUAGAACUUGAAUAAGUUGUAAAUAUUUUAACAGAUCCGCGUACAACGAACUUUUUUACAGGUUGUAUAGCUUGUAGAGGAUAUACAAGCCUACAUAUGAUUUUCUUACUGAAUAAAGUUUAAUAAUUCAAACCAAUUACAGGGCUGAAAAAUAUAGUGGGCCAUGGGACCAUUGUCCCAGAAAAUGUUUCAGGUUGGC
Paramuricea clavata is the source of this 11929-nucleotide messenger RNA. NCBI's taxonomy places the organism in Eukaryota, Metazoa, Cnidaria, Anthozoa, Malacalcyonacea, Plexauridae. The record is from the annotation of a GenBank genome assembly.